This is a messenger RNA of Parasteatoda tepidariorum (common house spider), 2204 nucleotides long. RefSeq lists its product as uncharacterized. NCBI's taxonomy places the organism in Eukaryota, Metazoa, Arthropoda, Arachnida, Araneae, Theridiidae. The record is from RefSeq and is a predicted model, not a curated record.
AAAAACUAAUUCGUUAUUUAAGUUAUUUAUUGUAACAUUUUCUAACAUUUUAUCAGUAGAAGCAACCACCAUAGAAUGGAGGUAGUAGGCCCCACAAUCUUAACCCCUCGCUGACCCCAUCUGAAGCCCCGCCCCUUCCUCUUCCAAACCUGCCAGCUGGUAGUACCACAACAGUCAAAACACAUUUUUUUCAAGUAGCGUCCUUUUUUUCAAUAACUACUUAAAGCAAUUCAAUUAAUUGAUUGCAUUUUUUUGUGUGUGUGAUUUACUCAAAGAUGAAAAAGUGCAACUGCAAACUUCCCGUAGCUACCCAAAGGAAAGAAGAAAAUGAAACGGAAAAUGAAGAAAGUGUGAUAUGGCCGAUUCUUUUAAAUUCUCCAAUCAUAGCAUUGCUUCUUUCAAAUUUCUUCACCUCUGAUCCGGAAGAUGUCUACGGUAUAAACGUCAAUCUAAAAGCUGUCAUUACAAUUUUGUGUUUUACUUAUGUUUAUACGUGUAUACGCGUAUUUGUGUACCAAGAUGUUAUGAAAAGUCAACCGUCAUCACUCCAAGCCGGAAGAGCUCAUGAUGCUGAUAAUACAAAUGACGAAAAUCCUCAAAAUUGGAAUCCUCAAAAAUGGAGAAAUUUUAAUUUUUGUCUUUUUAUUUUGGCUGCCAUUUUUUUUCCAGAUUAUGAUGACAGGCGAGCGAUCUUCCAUGGUUUAGCCCCUCCACUUUUCCUCGUUGCAUUUUCUGUGUGUAUGCAACUGCUUUUCGACAAGUGUUCAUUUGGAGGCGAAAGGGAACGACAAUCAUCCUCAAACUUGACCAGAAGAGUUCCUGACUCUGUAAGCCAAAAUCGUACAAAAAAUUCAAUCUGGACAGAACUUUAUUUUACUCUUAUUUUAAUAACAGCCCUCUGCUUGUGGAUGUCUCAAAAGUUCCAUCCUGCUCUCUUUAGUGGCAUUGGUCUUAUUUUUUGGAUCAUUGCUUUAUUUGUGUAUUUGCAUUUAUGCUGGAAUGAUAGAAAAAAGAAGACUUCUAGUGCUGACAAAAUAAAGAAUGAAAAUUUUGAAACUUACCGGAAAGCUCGUGCAGGAAAACGGAUAAAAGUUACAUUAUAUCUUUUUGGGGCUGAAACUUUAGUGGGUUUUAUUUUAUUAAUUACCAUCAACACGGAAGAGCCUAGGAACGAACUUUUAAACUGUUUUCUUGCUCUUUGUCAAUGGAUCUCUGUAAUAAUUAUGGUUCUGGGCAUGUAUGAGCUGUUUGGUCCAACUGGUGAUACUAUUAACGUAAAUCUUGAAACUGGAAGGAAAGUUGGUGAAAUAAAUUAUCAGUCUGUACCGGAGAAGUGCAAUUGUAAUUCUGAUGAUAUAAAUGAUCAAAAACCUGAAACUGAACAGGAAACUAGUGAAACAAAUGAUAAAAAUUCUGUAUCUCUCCAGGAUGAAAGUGUUGCUGAUAGAACAAAUGACGGAAAGCCUGACCAGAAGGUUACUGAUGCUGAUGAAACAAAUGAUCGGAAUCCUAUACCUGAUCAGAAUGAUCCUGAUGCUGGUAAUAUAAAUUAUCAAAAACCCGAAAGCGACCAGGAAACUAAUGAAGCAAGUGAUCAAAAUUCUGUAUUUGUCCAAAAUGAAAAUGAUGCUGAUAGAACAAAUGAGGAAAAACUUGACCAGAACGUUUCUGAUGCUGGUGAAGCAAAUUAUCAGAAUCCCAUACCUAACCAGAAUGAUCCUGAUGCUGGCGAAACGAAAGAAAAAAUCUCCGAAUCUGUCCAGAAAAUUUCGUAUGUGGUUGAAACUAAUGAUCAAGAUUCUGUACCUAACCAAAACGACUCGAGUGUUGCUGCAGAUAAUGACCAGAAUACAUCCGGAUCAUAUUUUCUAAGCUGGUUUUAGUAGCUUAAAACUUUGAAACUUUAACUUAUGACCAGAAUGCAUCUGGCUCAUAUUUUCUAAGCUGGUUUUGGUAGCUUAAAACUUUGAAAACUUUAUUUUGGAACUUCUACGUAACUAAAAUUCGGACUAGUAAAAUCCAAGAAAUAAGUUGAUGGAAAUAUUACUCCAAAAACAGCGGGGGCUGAUCAUCUCAAAGAAGCUACUAAUGAAGAUAUAUAUAAAUUCGCGAUCUGUUAAAGUGUGCCAAAAAAAGCGGACUCACCUAAAUAACUUUUGAACUAAUGAUCGGAUCUUCACGUUCUAGGUUUCAAUCUUAAUGCU